This is a messenger RNA of Penicillium canariense, 729 nucleotides long. RefSeq names its product MMtag domain-containing protein. Bases 1 to 729 code for a protein of 242 amino acids. Lineage: Eukaryota; Fungi; Ascomycota; Eurotiomycetes; Eurotiales; Aspergillaceae. The record is from RefSeq and is a predicted model, not a curated record. The transcript has 3 exons.
AUGGAUCUGGUUGCUGGAGUCCGGAAAGAAGGCAGCCGCGGCGGCCGCAACGAGUUCAAAUGGUCCGAGGUCAAAGACUCGAGCCAUCGCGAAAACUACCUGGGCCAUUCAGUGAUGGCCCCGGUGGGUCGAUGGCAACAGGGACGUGACCUCCAAUGGUAUGCCAAGGGAGACGCAGAUGACGAGGAGGAACAGGCUCGCAAACAACGCGAAGAGCUCCAGCGAGUCAAAGACGCCGAGGAGGAAGCGAUGGCUCGUGCACUGGGGUUGCCUAUCCCUCCCAAAGCUGAAGAAAAUGCCAAUCUGACGCCACUGGGAGGGAAUGAAAAGGCCCCAGCUGCCCAAGAUAGGGGAGGCGAAGACCCCGUCGUGAGCGGAGCCGGAGCCCCAGCCGAAGCCCCCGCCGGCAGAGACGCACCGACCGCAGUGACGACCGCGGCCGAGACAGGGAGCGAAGACACCGCAGAGACCGGGACGAUCGCGAUCGCGAACGGGACCGCGAUCGAGAUCGGGAUCGUCAUCAUCGCAGCCAUCGAUACCGGUCUCGUGACAGAGAUCACGACAGGAGACGAUCUCACUCGCGUUCUCGAACCCAACAUGACCGCCCGGUGGAACCCCGACCUCGGCGAGUCGAGCGCAGUUACUCUCCAGCUGAACGUCGACGCGACCCUGACCGCCACAGAGACCGCGAUGACCGCGGUCGGCGAUAUUGAUUUACGACUUAUCUGA